UGGACUCCGAACGGUCACUGGAAAUCUUGGGAUUCCGGUCACAGAGGACACCGGGUCCCAGGUCGCCAGCCCCACACAGCACUUGAAGGAGCAGAGGACAAGUUUUCUUCUCCGGUCGGAACGGUGUUCUCUCCAGUCGUGACCGUGCCCAUGGAAGGAGCAAAGAGCGAGACUACCGGAAAGUCACCGUUUGAGCGUCAGCGGAAGACGGAAGACGCCAAAGUGAAUUCCGCCAGGUCUCCCUGGCGAUUUCUCCACGUCUGCUCCCCCAGGCCUGCAGUCCCGGCCUCCCCCGGGUGACUCCACUUGAGGCCAUGGAGCCGGCUGCUUCCCCGCAUGUCUCCCUGCCUGGCCCCCUGCUCUUCCUCCCGGUCCUGGGCCUGUCUGCACUGGUCUCAGCCCAGUUUACUGUAGUGGGACCAGCUGAUGCCAUUCUGGCCAUGGUGGGAGAAAACACCACGUUACACUGCCACCUGUCACCUGAGAAAAAUGCCCAGGACAUGGAGGUGCGGUGGUUCCGGUCUCAGUUCUCGCCCGCGGUGCUGGUGUACAAGGGGGGGCGUGAGAGGGCAGAGGAGCAGAUGGAGCAGUACCGAGGACGAACAACCUUUGUGAGUGAAGACAUUAGCAAGGGGAGGUUGGGCCUCAUCAUUCACAAUGUCACAGCCCGCGACAAUGGCCUCUACCGCUGUUAUUUCCAACAAGGCAGGUCCUAUGAUGAGGCCGUCAUGCACCUGAUUGUGGCAGGCCUGGGCUCCACGCCCCUCAUAGAAAUGAAGGGCCACGAGGAUGGGGGCGUCCGGCUGGAGUGCACAUCCGUAGGGUGGUACCCAGAGCCCCAUGCAGUGUGGAGGGACCCUUAUGGGGAGAUCAUGCCCGCCCUGGAGGAGGCUUACACCGAGGACACGGACGGCCUCUUCAGGGUCACCAUAGCUGUGAUCAUCAGGGACAGCUCUGUGAGGAACAUGUCCUGCUCCGUCAACAACACCCUGCUCGGCCAGGAGAAGGACUCUGUGAUCUUUAUUCCAGAGCCCUUUAUCCCCAGCACGUCUCCCUUUCCCUGGGCAGUGGCCCUGGCUGUCAUCCUGCCUGCUCUGCUCCUCCUCCUCCUCGCCAGCAUCUGUCUCAUUACGAAACUCCUCAGAAGAAAAGGAACUCUGUCAGAGGAAAAAGAUUUUGGAAAUAAAGAGAAAAAAAUUGCACAGCAACUUCAAGAGGAGCUGACAUGGAGAAGAGGCCUCUUGCAUGCUGCUGAUGUGGUCCUGGACCCAGACACCGCUCACCCUGAGCUCUUCCUGUCAGAGGACCGGAGAAGCGUGAGGCGGGGCCCCUGCAGGCAGAGCGUGCCUGACAACCCAGAGAGAUUCGACUGCAGGCCUUGUGUCCUGGGAGCAGAGAGCUUCUCCUCAGGCAGACACUACUGGGAGGUGGAGGUCAAAAACGUAAUGGUGUGGGCUGUGGGGGUGUGUAGAGACAGUGUGCAGAGGAAAGGGGAGGCUCUGCUGGUUCCUCAGAAUGGCUUCUGGACCCUGGAGAUGUUUGGAAACCAGUACCGGGUCCUGUCCUCUGCCGAGAAGAUUCUUCCCCUGAACGAGCGCCUGCGCCGGGUGGCCGUCUUCCUGGACUAUGAGUCUGGAGAUGUCUCCUUCUACAACAUGAGGGACCGGUCACACAUCUACACGUGUCCUCGCUCACUCUUCUCUGGGCCCCUGAGACCCUUCUUCAGGCUGGGGUCUGAUGACAGCCCACUGUUCAUCUGCCCAGCAUUCAAAGGGGCCCAGGGGGUCACAGUGCCUGAGGGUGGCCUGGUCCUUCACAGGGCGGGGAGCCCCCGCAGCCACCUGGACCAGUUCCCUGGUCUCAGAGCCCAGUAGAGAAGCCCUGGCCAUCUCUCCUAGCACAGCACAGCGCCCGGAGGAAACGGCCCUCCUUCCUCUGGUCACUUCAGGGAACCUCCUCCAGAGGCCCCGGUGCCCCUCUUCGGGCCCCAGCCCCAUCUCCCUCCUCAGGCUGUGCUGUAAUAGCUCAGUUGCUUGUCACCUUGGGGCAGGGGCCAGGCUCAGGGAAACUAGUGCUUCGACAUGGCUCCCAGCCAAGAAGCAAGUGUGAGACAGUGACAGGCGGAAAGCCUCUGCUUUAACCUCAGGGUGACAUGUUCAACAUGGGACUUGAGCUGCCAUCGGACACUGUGGACGCGGGAUGAGAACAACAGGAUGCACCAGGACCUAAGGGGACUGGUAAGGGCCCGGGCGCCACUGCUGGAGGUCGGAGACAGAGGACGAGGGGCCAGAGAGCUGGCGGGCCCAGGCUGUCAGCAAGGUUAAGCCCCAUCAUGACGGCCAGGGGUCCCAGCAUCUGAAGGUCCAUCCCGCCCACCCCCAGAUUUGCAGACCACACAGGAAAGCUCCCCUGGCCUAGAGGAUGAAAGACAAGGACAGCUCUGGAUCUGUCCUGGCUCAGGUGUCCCUGCAAUAAACAUUCUUGGUCACUGAGAAUGGCCUGAGGUUGAAGGUCCUGGCUGAGCAGUUGAGCAGUGAACCAAGUUAGGCACAAGGUCCAGGUUCAGUGGGGAGGCCAGUGGUUUCCAGCUUCUUGGUCUCACCAUGCCUUUAAUACUCAAAAAUCUUUGAGGACCCCAAGGAAUUUGUGCUCAUUUCAUUUAUAUCUGCUAGUAUUUACUAUAUUGGACUGAAAAGUUUAUAAGUAUAUGUAUUGAUUUAUAUUUAAAUGACCAUUAUAAACCGAUUACAUGCUAAUAUAUAUAAUUUUGUGAAAAAUUACUUGUUUGCAAAGCAAAAUAAAUGCUAGUGAGGUGUGUGGCACUGUGCCAUUUGUUUUGCAAGUCUGAUGUCAGGCUUAAUAAAAAACUGGAUUCUCAGAUCUGUUUAUGUAAUAAUGUGGAAACUUGUGGAGAAUUUUUAUAAGAGUUAAUGAGUCAAACUGACAGCAUUGCCAGGGAGCAAGAUCUCAAAUGCUCUGGAAAAUAACAGUUUUGCAGCUUUUCUGCAUUCGGAAUGAAGGAGGGAACCUAAGGAUUGUAGGAAGUGGGAGAGAGGAGAGUUAAGGAGACCAUGUGCUCCUUGGAGGGUGAUCAUGCUCCAAGGGGUCUGCAAAGGAGGAUCAGGGAUGUGUUAACCUAGAUGCACAGGACAGUGGGUGGGUUUCCUUAAGGCAACAGUAACCUUUUACUAAAGAAUUAUAGGCCUGGGGCUCAGUACCCACCAUGACCUGCCCAGUUAGGGGUUUAUGGUCAGAUCACCCUGUGAGGUUACUGUGGGUCACCAUUUGUUACUAAAACUAUUUCACUUGCAACUUCAGAGCCUUGAGAACCAAACAGAGCGAGACACACCUUAAAAACCAAAGUCCAGGCUGACGGGUGUGGCUCAGUGGUUGAGCAUUGACCCAUGCACCAAGAGGUCACCAGUUUGAUUCUUGGCCAGGACACAA
Molecule: messenger RNA, 3447 nt
Organism: Molossus molossus (Pallas's mastiff bat)
Lineage: Eukaryota; Metazoa; Chordata; Mammalia; Chiroptera; Molossidae
Product: butyrophilin subfamily 2 member A2-like
Exons: 8
Coding region: 315-1874 (519 amino acids)
Biological process (GO): regulation of cytokine production; T cell receptor signaling pathway
Cellular component (GO): external side of plasma membrane
Molecular function (GO): signaling receptor binding
Source: RefSeq, a predicted model, not a curated record